AAAUCAAUCUGUGAAUCACUGGACUGAUGUUGGUAUUUCCAACAGCACGUGAAGCCAGCACACUUUAUUAACUUUCACUUUCGGUUGUAAGACUCAGUCAGAGGCUGUGUCAGUGAACCAUGGCGCCUAAAAGCGUGAAGAAGCUUUUAGCGGACACGCUGGAGGAUCUGACCGAGCACAACCUGGACAAGUUCCGCCACCGACUCGUGGACCGCAAGGAGGAGCCUCUGGUCAGACUCAACCGAGUGGCGGGCAAGAACUUCCUGGUGCUCACCGACGUCCUGGUUUCCACCUUCACCGAGAAAGGAGCAGUGCCCGUGGCUGCGGAGAUUCUUCGAGAGAUCGACUGCAACCAAGAAGCAGAGAGACUCGUUGAGGAGUACGCUAAACAAUCCUCAAACUCUGGAUCCAGGGACGAUGCAAAAGCCUCAUGUGGAGCAACAGGUGGAAACGGAAAGGCAGAGGGGGGAUGCUCAGAAAAGCACUUUGUGGACAAGCAUAAGCUUGAGCUGAUCAACAGAGUGAGCAACAUUGAACCAAUUCUGGAUGAGCUCUUGGAGAAAAAGGUCAUCCUGGAGGAAGCUUAUGCAAAAAUCCGGGCUCUGUCGACCUCUCAGGAGAAGAUGAGGGAGCUCUUCUCUACAUCCCUGAGAGCCAGUGAGACCUGCAAAGACAUCUUCUACGAAAUCCUGAAGAAAAAUGAAGCGUAUCUCGUAGAUGACCUGCAGGGAAAAUAUAAAAUGUGAAGGUGAAAUCCAUUUCUUGACCAAACAUAACUUGUGUCUUGUCCUAUGAGAUUUUUUAAAGUCGUAAUCAUUGAUGAAAUAUUAAUGUUAAUGCAUUGUUUUCUACUUGGGUUUUUAUAAGGUUUAUCAGAACUGUUGCUUUUAAUUUUACUCUUAAUAUUUGAACAAUCAAGAGAAUAGAAUCAUGAAAAAUUGAUUGUGGGAACAAACAAACUUUUAUUACGAUUAAAAACAGUUUUAAACUCU
Molecule: messenger RNA, 992 nt
Organism: Pleuronectes platessa (European plaice)
Lineage: Eukaryota; Metazoa; Chordata; Actinopteri; Pleuronectiformes; Pleuronectidae
Gene: pycard
Product: PYD and CARD domain containing
Exons: 4
Coding region: 120-746 (208 amino acids)
Biological process (GO): inflammatory response; regulation of apoptotic process; innate immune response
Source: RefSeq, a predicted model, not a curated record